This is a messenger RNA of Sebastes umbrosus (honeycomb rockfish), 3508 nucleotides long. Its product is annotated as kelch-like protein 23. The transcript has 7 exons. NCBI's taxonomy places the organism in Eukaryota, Metazoa, Chordata, Actinopteri, Perciformes, Sebastidae. Gene Ontology annotation, molecular function: protein binding. The record is from RefSeq and is a predicted model, not a curated record. Bases 134 to 1891 code for a protein of 585 amino acids.
UUUAAUGUCAUGACACCUAAAAAAUAACCCUUUAGAAUCUGUCCAGAUUAUUGUCACCUGAAGGAGCAAUUAAAGUCCUCUCUUUGCAAAUUAUUUUGAAAUUCAGUGGAACUGACCUCAAAUCCUGUGGACCAUGUUGAUGAGACAGACAACCGCGGCGUCACCCAGAAGACCCCAGGACCUCUACGAGUAUGAUUUCCACGAUGUGAGCCACCCCGAGGAGGUGCUGGAUGCCCUGAGGGGUUUCUACUCUGAAGGCCUCUUCACAGACAUCGCCCUGCAGUGCUCCUCUGGUCAGGUCCUGCACUGCCACAAGGUGGCGCUCUGCGCACGCAGCUCAUACUUCAGGGUCAUGUUCACUGCUGACAUGAGGGAGAGGACCAACAGCCUCGUCAGGCUGCCUGUGGUGGAAGUGGAGGUCUUGUCAGCCUUGGUAGACUACAUUUACUCCUCCAGCUUCACCAUAACCCAGCUGAACGUGGAGAGCUUGCUGAAGGCCGCUGACCUGCUGCAGUUCGGAGCGGUGAAGAUGGCCUGCGAGGCCUUCCUGGUGCGUCUGCUGGAUGUAGACAACUGCCUCGGCAUGCUGCCGUUCUUCCAGCUCCACGCAUGCCUCACCCUGGAGAAAGAAGCCCGCAGGCUGCUAGCGGGCAGGUUUCAGGAGGUGAUCAAAGAAGAGGAAUUUCUUGAACUGGAUCCCGACAGCCUGAGGACUGUCCUAGCAGAGGAGAACCAGGAAGUGGUGGCGGAGGCAGUGGUCAGGUGGCUGGGUCAUGACCCUCUCAUCCGAACAAAACAGCUCUCCUCCCUGGAACUGCACAUUAACCCAACAAACCUCAGCAAUGCCUUGCUGAAAAUGCGCGGUUACAAUGAGCUAAAUGACUCUGACAGCCUCCUUUCUAUGUCCACCAUAACGCCAAUGUUCAAACAGUCCUCCAUGAGGUCUAACAGGAUGAGAUCCAGCUCCAGGAUGAUAACAAUUGGGGGCUACCAUUGGCGCCCUUUGUCCAAGGUCCAGCGCUGGGACGUGCUGAGCGGGGAGUGGGUGCAGGGUGAAGAGAUGCCGGAUUACACCAAGGAGAGCUAUGCGGUGGCCUUACUGGGCUGUACCAUUUAUGUGAGCGGGGGGUACAGAACCAACACCACUGAGGUGUUGGAUGCAGUCUGGGAGUACAACAGCGAUUCUGACUAUUGGACUGAAGGACAGUCCAUGUUGACCGCCAGGUACUACCACUGUUCAGUGGCUUGUUGUGGCUGUGUCUAUGUUAUGGGAGGCUACAGAGGAGGUUCAGCAAUGUCACAGACUGAACAGUUUGAUCCACUGAAGAGGAGGUGGAUGGCUGUAGCUGACAUGGUGCAAGGUGUGGGGAACGCCUCCGCGACUGUGUUGGGAAACAACAUCUAUGUAGCAGGUGGUAAUUACGGCUUCAAGGGCAGCUGCAGCUUCAACAAGAUCCAAAGUUACAAGGUUGACGUCGACCAGUGGAGUAUCCUAACCACUUGCCCCCAUCCAGAGUACGGGAUGUGCCUGGUGUCUUUGAACGGCAGCCUGUACCUGGUAGGGGGCCAGACCACCCUCACCGAACGCUUCGACCCGGACACAGAAGAAUGGAUCUCGCUUGCCAGCAUGAAGGAGAGGAGGAUAGAGUGCGGGGCGGUGGCCAUGCUGGGCUGCGUGUACGUCACUGGGGGCUAUUCCUGCUCUAAAGGGACCUACCUGCAGAGCGUGGAGAAAUAUGACCCUCACACAGAUGCAUGGGACAUCGUCGGCGAUCUGACAGAAGCGGCGCGUUUGCACGGCUGUAUCUCUGUUUAUAACGGUGUAGACGGACAGUGUCAAGCCAAAAGAUAUUGCAUCAUCACCUUAUCUUGGAUUGCAAAGUGCCAAUAGGGUGAGCUAGCUCCCAGUUAGGCAGGGAUGUACCAGCUGGUUUGAGUUUUAUAAGUAUAAUGUGGUUCUCCCAGGGUCUGUCUCCUGAACUGCCUCCUCCAAACCAGCAGGGAAAACUGGAAAACAAACUGGAAAGGGAAUGUUUAAUGCUCAUGCACAUUUAAUUAUCUCUGGGGUUCUAGAAAUAAAGAAAAGAAAGUUGACAUUUGGGGAAUACGCUCUCUCUACCGACCAGCACCUCUAAUGCUCACUAAUUAACACAGGAAGUCACCACUGACACUGCCGCUGCCAAGAUAAGGUGCGGCAUAUGACCCUCUGGAAAACCGCAACACCUCGUUUUUUUGGUACAGACUAAAACAAAAGAGUGUAAAUGUGGUAAUUAGUGAGCUUUUGAGGUACUGUGAGGCAGAUUUUGUUACAUUUGGACACAGCUCUUUCACCCUGUUUCCAUUCAUUAUGCUAAGCUAACUGUAUCCUGGCUGUAGUUCCAUAUUUUAUGAACAGUUAUGGGAGUAUAUUUUCGAUCUUCUUAUCUAACUUUUAGCAAGAAAGUGAAUAGGUCACGUGUAUUUCCCAAAUAUCAAACUAUUCCUUUAAAGCUUCAGUUGGUUACUUUUAUAAAAAUACGUUUUUUUGUCAUAUUUUUUCAUACUUUAGUGUAGGACGACUGUUUGGCUAUAGCUAAACAUGGCUGGUCGCCAUGUUGAAAACAGUCGAGCCAAAACCGGGUGGGUCAGAAACGUUCUCAUUUUACAGCUAAAAUAUGUUUCUGAAAACAUUUGAGGCAAGAAUUAGGCAUUACAGUAACAUAAUCUUUAUUCAUAUUUAAUCAGCGCUGCCUAGUUUUACAGUUUGAUCACAGUUCACAAGCAGCGAUUGACUCUGCGUUCGGGACUCCUCGGCUCUGAUUGGUUGUUUUCCACAUUAUCACAUACAUUAUUUGUCUUAUUUGCAACUGUCUUCACAUCGUGAUAGUUUUAGCAAAUGUGAUAAAAAGUUAUUUUUUAUAAAAGUUACCAACUGCAGCUCUAAGUCUCAGAAUUUGUAGAAUUUUUAUCUGUGGGCCCAUAGUCAAAAAAAAUGGUGGCUCAGUUGGCCACUGUGUAUUUGCAACAUGCAACCUGAAGAUCGGUUCAAAUCUUUUUCCCCCUAGUUUUAGCCACCCCCCUGCUCCCUCACUUUAACCCACCCUGCUGUAAACCAAAGGCAACAACUGCCCAUUGUGAAUUAGCAAAACUGCUGUCUGGCUACUUUUCCUGGAACUCAAUCUGCUGCUUCAUGACCUUUUUUCAACCUUAAGAUCUGUUUUGCGUCACAGUUUUGCCACAUUUCAGAUAUACUCUAAGAAUCUGACAGACUGAUGGCUGGUGUUUUGCAAGUUUCCCAGGGGGCAGAAAUAAUCCAAUCCAAUAUUUUUCACAGCAAACAUUUCAACUUGUCAUAGCAAGACAAGUAAUGCUGUAACAUUAAUGAAGGCUCAGUUCCAGCGGUGAGCCAUGACAGUGUGAAUUCAGCCAUCAUUAAUUUUAUUAUUUACUUUACACCUGCUUUUCCUACUGUGACAUUUCAAAAUGUCUUUCUGUGGGAAAAAAGGCCUAUUAGAGUUGAGUAAACUUU